AUGGAAGGCGAAGAAGACUCAAUGUCGUUUUCGGAUGAUUCAGAAGAAAAAAAAAUUGCAUCGUCGGAAAAUGAUUUAGAGUUUUUUCGGUCGCAAGGUGAGGAAGAGAGGUUGGACAUGAAUUCUUCGCCUGUCGGUAGUGAAAAGGAAAUUGAUGAAGCAAUCAUGGAUGAAAGAGGCGUGUUGCAAAUUGAUCGCCCCUGGAAGUGUGAUUACAAGGAAUGCAAUAAGGCGUUCAAGGUUAAAUCCAAUUUAAAAAGACAUCAGAUCUCUCACACGGAAUUGGUAAACAUCUUACUUCAAUAA
Messenger RNA from Acaulospora colombiana, 306 nucleotides. The record is from the annotation of a GenBank genome assembly. Lineage: Eukaryota; Fungi; Glomeromycota; Glomeromycetes; Diversisporales; Acaulosporaceae.